Messenger RNA from Pseudoliparis swirei, 1504 nucleotides. RefSeq names its product transmembrane protein 86B (gene tmem86b). The coding region runs from base 619 to 1365 and encodes 248 amino acids. The transcript has 3 exons. Lineage: Eukaryota; Metazoa; Chordata; Actinopteri; Perciformes; Liparidae. The record is from RefSeq and is a predicted model, not a curated record. Gene Ontology annotation, cellular component: membrane.
UAUUUUUCUCUAUUUCUUUUAAAGAUUGUCAACCACAAAACUUAAAAUAAUCUUGUGCAGCAGCUGUUUUUUUUGUGCCUACACAUUAAAUAUAUUUGAAAAUGGGAUGGUGUUGGAGUUUAAGUUGCCAGCCUUCACAUAUAUUUAUGAACUAUUGAUCUCUCUUCUCGUAGUGGCAGAGAUGAUUAUGUUACAUCACCUACAAGGUUUAAAGAAAGUCUCUUUCUGGACAUUUUCUCACUAUUAAUGAAUGCGUCAUUACCAACAAUAAUUGUAAAUUCACAAGUAAGAAAUCAACUUUAACAUAUAUGUUUUCUACUCGUUCAACUUUUCUCCUCAUGUGUUAAUGUUAGCAAUAAACUCAAACUGUCAAAGGUCAGACAUUUGUCUAUGAGAACACGGAGAACAUUGAUUAUCAGAGAGCAAUCAGACAGCAAAGAUCGGUCCAAAGUUCCCUGCUAUGAAAGACCAACAGGCAGAGAGACGUGGCAGAGAUUCGAGACAGGAGGGAACAAGACGAGCAUCUGAGGAUUACAUGUGACGACAGAAAAGAAAGUAGAAGGCGUCAAGAAGACGAGACCGCUUCAUCCAACCGAGAGAUCUACUGUUUCUGAGACGAUGGACAUCCUUGAGACAUAUAACUAUGACAAGCGGCAGAGGAGAAACACGUCCUGCGCUCUCUUUCUUUCUCUCCUGCCUUUCUUUUUGUCUGCAGCGGUGUAUUUCUACCUGUGGACACCUGACUCACCCGCAUCCAUCACAUCUGCUGGUGUCAAAUCAGCACCAGUACUCCUAUUGGCUGCAGCCGUGCUGAGCUGGAAUGGAGGUCGCAGUGUGCUGGGUGUGGUGGGAGGAUUGGUUUUCUCUGCUGUUGGCGACUGCUGCUUAGUGUGGCCUGAGCUGUUCCUUCAUGGAAUGGGUGCAUUCGCUGUGGCUCACCUGCUGUACUCGAUGACCUUCCUCUCCAGUCGUUACGCAACAUAUGCCUCCUCCUCUUCCUUCUGGACUCGCUCUCUCUAUCUGAUCCUGCUCACGCUGGGAGGAGGUUUCUACAUCUACAUGUAUCCAUUCCUGCAGAAAGUGCCAAACUCUGAAAUACUGCUUCCAGCUGUGGGGCUCUACAUCGUCCUUAUUGUUCUGAUGGGGGCAUUAGCCAUCAGAACCCACAACGUGGCAACGCUGUUAGGGAGUUUGUCCUUCAUGGUGUCUGACCUGUCACUGGCUGUGCAAGUUUUCAAGGCGACAGCCCCGAUGGAGCACGGUCACGCUGUCGUCAUGGUCACGUAUUAUUUGGCCCAGCUACUAAUCGCUGUGGGCGAUGUAAAUGCAGUGGAGGAAGACUUGUCAAAAUGGAAGUGGUCCUAAACAACGUCCCAAGAGUCUGAAGUAUCUCCAUCACCCUGGUAAAAUCAUACAAACUAUAAAUCCUUUAGGUUUUGGAGUUUCUAAUAUCAACCCAUCAAAUUCUGGAAAAGAGGGGGAUAGAAGGAGGACAGUACUGGUC